AUGCUUACAAUCUUCAAGAGCCAUGAGGCUGAGACAACAAUCCUGGAAGAUUUCGACUUCUAUGAGCAGCGGGAGAAAGCCUUGCAGGAGAACAGACGUCAACAGCAGCCUGCCAGCACCGAUCCUCAGAAGCUGCUGGAUACCAAGGCUCAAGGUCCCAUGGCCGAUAUAUCAGAUGCAUUUUCUAAGGCCGUCCAAUUGAAGGAUACUGAGAACAGUGGGACAACAUGA
Messenger RNA from Miscanthus lutarioriparius, 231 nucleotides. The record is from the annotation of a GenBank genome assembly. NCBI's taxonomy places the organism in Eukaryota, Viridiplantae, Streptophyta, Magnoliopsida, Poales, Poaceae.